AUGGCAGCGGGCGAGACCCAGCUCUAUGCCAAGGUCUUCAACAAAGUCAAGUGCCGCAGCACCCCCUCCCUCCUGGACCCCCUCCUGGGCAUGGGCUUCCCGGCACACACCGCGCUCAAGGCAUUGGCAGCCACUGGAAGGAAGACGGCAGAGGAGGCAUCAAACUGGCUACACUGCCAUUGCAAUGACCCUUCUCUGGACGACCCCAUCCCCCAGGAGUACGCCCUAUUCCUCUGUCCCACGGGUCCCCUGCUGGACAAGCUUCAAGACUUCUGGAGAGAGAGCAGGCGGCAGUGCGCCAAGAACAGAGCCCACGAGGUCUUUCCUCACAUAACACUCUGUGACUUCUUCACGUGCGAGGACCAGAAGGUGGAGUGUCUAUACGAGGCACUGAAGAGAGCCGGGGACAGGACCCUGGGCGCGUUCCCCUCGGCCGUGCCUCUGGUCCUGCAUUCUUCCAUCAGCUACCUGGGCUUCUUUGUGGACGACAGCCCCGCAGACGUCAUCCGGGAAUUUGCUGUGAUGUUCGCCACAGAAGCCUCCAUCUUGGCAGACUGCUCAGUGAAGCCUUGUACCAAGCAGCUGCAUCUCACCCUGGCCCAUAAGUUCUACCCUCACCACCAGAGGACGCUGGAGCAGCUGGCCAGAGCCAUCAACCCCAGCCACAGGUGCCAGUGGACGGCUGCGCUCUACUCACGGGACAUGCGCUUUGUACACUAUCAGACCCUGCGGGUCCUGUUCCAGUACAAACCCCAGAACGUGGAUGAGCUGACGCUCAGCCCCGGCGACUACAUCUUUGUGGACCCCACGCAGCAGGAGGAAGCCAGCGAGGGCUGGGUGAUCGGGAUCUCGCAGCGGACGGGCUGCCGGGGCUUCCUGCCGGAGAAUUACACGGAGCGAGCCAGCGAGUGUGACACCUGGGUGAGACACAGGACGUACACCUUCAGUGUAGCCCCUGACAUGAGCUCCAGAAAGGACGGUGAGGCCAGCAGCAGACGGAACGGGGAGCCCAACCCGCCAUCCUCAUCCAGAAGCCUCAGCAGCCUGCAGUCCCUACAGGCCACGAUAGUGAGGAGAAGCGUCCUGGUGGUCCGCCAUGGGGAGAGGGUGGACCAGAUCUUUGGGAAGUCCUGGCUGCAGCAGUGUACAACACCCGAUGGAAAAUACUACCGGCCAGACCUGAACUUCCCUCGCAGCCUGCCCAAACGGAGCCGCGGUAUCAAAGACUUUGAAAAUGAUCCACCAUUAUCUUCUUGUGGAAUUUUCCAGUCCAGAAUGGCAGGGGAAGCUCUGUUGGACAGCGGCAUCAGGAUCACCUCGGUCUUCAGCUCCCCCGCCCUCCGCUGCGUGCAGACGGCCAAACAUAUCCUGGGAGAGUUCAAACUGGAGAAAAAAGUUAAGAUAAGAGUGGAACCUGGCAUCUUUGAAUGGACCAAGUGGGAGGCCGGCAAAACCACCCCUACCCUCAUGACCCUGGAAGAGAUGAAGGAGGCGGAUUUCAACGUCAGCCUGGAUUACAGGCCGGCCUUCCCCCUCGCCUCUCUCCUGCCGGCUGAGGGCUAUGAUGAUUACGUGCACAGGUGUGCAGUGAGCAUGGAACAGAUCGUCAGCACCUGCCCACAGGACGCAGGCGUCAUCCUGGUCGUGGGCCAUGGCUCGGCGCUGGACACCUGCACUCGCCCGCUGCUUGGGCUGCCGCCCCGGGACUGCGCGGACUUUGCCCAGCUCGUGAGAAAGAUCCCGUCUCUGGGUAUGUGCUUCUGCGAAGAAAACAAAGAGGAAGGAAAAUGGGAGUUGGUGAACCCGCCCGUGAAGACGCUGACUCAUGGCUCCAACUCCGCGUUUAACUGGAGGAACUGGAUCCAGGGCAACUGAUGCCAGUUCUUUGUUUGCAUGACUCACACUGGAGAGAAGGGACUCCGCAGAGGCUGUGAGACCCUGUUAUCUUGAAGGGAUGCUGGUCUCCCCGAGGUGAUUCGUAGAAGCACAACACGCACUUUCAGACACCAGAGUGUUGGCCAUCUGCCAACCGCCGCCCUGCGAGCUGGGCUGUGGGGAUGCCAUCUUGUACCCUGUGCAUCAGCCGUGCCAGCUGGCAGGGGAUGAGGACCCGUGACUCUGGUUCCAGGAGUUAAAGACCCACCCCAAGCCCACCCCAGGGAAAAUUCCACUUUAUAUGUUUUUGUCAAGUUCUGGGCUAUGUUUCCUUUCUCUGUUUCAAACACUCUUGGGCUGUUUCCACACAGGCUGAAGGAGGUAAAAUAUUGAAUAAAAAUGGAGCAAGGAAACCGCCUACCAGAUCAAAACCAGGAACCGAGCUUGGUGUCCACAGACCAGGUAUCAGGGACCUGCUGCUGCUAUGACGAGUAAGCCCACGGUGGUGAUCAGAGACACAAGUUUGAAACACACACACACGUUUACUCUGUUGCAGCCCUGCAGGCCAGAAGUUCUGAAAUGGGCUAGAGGAGUACUCUUCUUCCACAGCCCUGAGGGAGAGUCUGAUUCUCUGUUUCUCUGGCCUGCAGAGGUGCCCGCACUCCUGGCCCCUGGCACCUUCCUCCAUCCUCAAAGGCAGCUGUGGUGCCCCUUCAGAUCCCCCUGCUCCUCCCCUUACACAGUCAUGUCACCUCUGCUGCUGACUCUCCUAUCUCCCUUUUGUGAAUACCCUCAGGUUACACCGAACCCACCCAAUAAUCAGGAAUAUCUCCCCAUCUCAAGACCCUUAACUUAAUUCCACCAGCAAAGUCCCCUUCGCUGUACCAUGUGACGCAGUCAUGGGCCCAGGGAUCAGGGAGUGCACCUCUCGGGGGGCCACCUUUCAGCCCAUCACCCCCAGUCCUCCCAGGGUCCACCUUUCAGCCCAUCACCCCCAGUCCGCCCAAGCACGUCGGGCUGUUUAUACAGAGGCCAGGGUGGAAGGGUUUGUGACAUCCCCUUGGUGCAGGGCUCACUUCGUUUCUCUUUUUCUCCAUUUUGAUCAAGUGGAGCGGGGAGGCGGGCUUUGUAAAUGGAGGGGGUGGGUCCUGCCUUGACUAUCAGGAGAGAGAAAGCAGAGAGGACCCCCAACCCAGGCACAGCGAAGCCUCCAGGGAGGGUGCAUCCAAGGGUGCUCUGACUUCGAACAAGCUGGUCCAGGCAGUCAAUGGAGGGGGCACCCAGCUGUGUCCUCUCACCCCAUCCUUGCCCAAGAAGAAGAAAUAGCCCUCAGAGUGCUCAGAGGGAGGGCGCAGUCAUGCUGAGACAUGCUGCCCGACCCCAACACCUCUGUUCUUUCCUGGAUACACCAGUGCCACACCGACGUUCCCAAUCAUGAUGGUGAAUAAAAAUGUCACAAGUCAAACUCGUAGGAUUUACA
Messenger RNA from Odocoileus virginianus texanus, 3355 nucleotides. NCBI's taxonomy places the organism in Eukaryota, Metazoa, Chordata, Mammalia, Artiodactyla, Cervidae. The record is from RefSeq and is a predicted model, not a curated record.